This is a messenger RNA of Aspergillus uvarum CBS 121591, 1128 nucleotides long. RefSeq lists its product as uncharacterized. Lineage: Eukaryota; Fungi; Ascomycota; Eurotiomycetes; Eurotiales; Aspergillaceae. The transcript is spliced from 6 exons. Bases 1 to 1128 code for a protein of 375 amino acids. The record is from RefSeq and is a predicted model, not a curated record.
AUGUCUGUCUUCAAAGCAACUCUGAAUCAGAGCGGCUAUCGAAGGAUUUUGAAUUCAUUAUCAGGCGACUUCCGGGCGCUAUCAGACUUUUGCUCAAGAUUCGGCGUUUACGCAAACACCUGCUCAAGAUUCGGCGUCUACGCAAUGAUAGCACAAGACUCCCGGAAAUACACCUCGACUUGCAAUCGGACUUUACAAUCUCCAAGGUCACAGGCAGCCUGGAAAGAAGACGAUAAACACCCUGACGAAAUUCUUCUUCCUUGUCUACGGAGGAUCACACGUGCUGUGCUGGCUUCAAAGCCGCCCCUACAGUAUCAGUGGUACAACUUUUGCCAGCAUAAGGAAACUAAUGAAAAAGCUUCAUUGAUACAAAGUGGGCAUGACAGAAAGGAGGAAGGGAAGGUGGAGGUUGUGGUUACUUCAGUGUCCGUGCUCAAUGACAUUCUUCAGAGCAACUCUGAAUCAAAGUGUGACAUCCAAGCGAAAAAUGAAGACUUGCAGUUAGCGCGGAAUUCGCCACAAGAAGGCAAUUUCUACUUUGUCGACAUGAGGGGAAAGGGCUUACGCGCAUGCGGCAGUCCAGGACAACUUCACAACCUACGAUCAGCUCAGAAGCAAAGACACCGAGUUUGCGGCUGUGUCAAGAUUUUGCUUGGCUCUGGAAUGUCUGUGUCGUGCCGGUACAGCACACUGUCUCACGACUGGAGCACCCUAAUACGCUAUACUCUCUCGACUCUGCGCAGCGCCAGACAUACAUUUUCACGUACGGCAGGACGUCGCCCGGCUUUCAAGCAAAUAGCGCUGACCAUGCUGUUGAUGCGACCAAUUGAUGUUACCCAAAACAUUGGGAUGGUGGACAAGCCGGGAACAUCGUCGGCCUUUUCGAGAUUAAGCAAUCCCAGAUUGCCAAACAAUCCCAACUCACCACGACGGACAGGGAUGUUGCUCCGAACCCGAGUUAGUGGCUCUCACCAUGAAUUGGUAUUAGAAACCCCACCGGGUUCGCUGAUAAAGGGGUCUGCAUUUAUUCUUGCAGAUAGGCUGAGUGACCAGCUUACCAAAAUGGCCGCUCGGGAGAUCCAAGAGGCCACCUCAAUUGACACUGUGCACGUGGAACAUCCGUACUGA